UGCAGUGAAUGUGGAAAAACCUUCAGGGAUUCAAGUUGUCUAAAGUCACACCAGAGAAUCACUCUGAGAAACUCUAUCAGUGUUCACACUGUGAUGAACGCUUCCAUCAUAAAUCUUCUCUAACAUGUCAUGAGAGAAUUCACACUGGAGAGAAACCUCAUCACUGCAGUGUUUGUGGGAAGAGUUUCAGUCAACGUCACCAUUUAGAGAGACACAAGAGAAUUCACACUGGAGAGAAACCUUACGUCUGCUCUCAGUGUGGAAAGAGCUUUACUGAUCAUAGUGCUUUCAAACAUCAUAAGAGAAUUCACACUGGAGAGAAACCUCAUCACUGCAGUGUUUGUGGGAAGAGUUUCAGUCGACGUCACCAUUUAGUGUCACACCAGAUAUCUCACUCUGAGGAGAAACUCUAUCAGUGUUCACACUGUGAUAAACGCUUCCGUCAUAAAUCUUCUCUAACAUGUCAUGAGAGAGUUCACACUGGAGAGAAACCUUACCUCUGCUCUCAGUGUGGAAAGAGAUUUACUGAUCAUAGUGCUUUUAAACAUCAUCAGAGAAUUCACACUGGAGAGAAACCUCAUCACUGCAGUGUUUGUGGGAAGAGAUUCAGUCGACGUCACCAUUUAGUGUCACACCAGAUAUCUCACUCUGAGGAGAAACUCUAUCAGUGUUCACACUGUGAUAAACGCUUCCGUCAUAAAUCUUCUCUAACAUGUCAUGAGAGAGUUCACACUGGAGAGAAACCUUACCUCUGCUCUCAGUGUGGAAAGAGAUUUACUGAUCAUAGUGCUUUUAAACAUCAUCAGAGAAUUCACACUGGAGAGAAACCUCAUCACUGCAGUGUUUGUGGGAAGAGAUUCAGUCAACGUCAGCAUUUAGUGAAUCACCAGAGAACUCACACUGGAGAAAGACCUUACAAAUGUUCUCAGUGUGACAAGACGUUUGCUCAAAGAUUUCUCCUGAAACUCCAUGAGAGAGUUCACACUGGAGAGAAACCUUAUCACUGCUCCAUCUGUGGAGAGAGAUUCACUUAUUUAGGAAGUUUUAAUUCUCAUCAGAAGAAACAUGCUGAAGAACAAACGGCACUGGAAUCAUCAUCAUAUUUCCAGAUGCUAUGUUUCAUGUGGAUGGGGUCCGGUGAUGGUGUUCGUGUCCCGGUAGCGCUGCUUUCUGUCGGGUUCUUGUGCGUCCUCGGCGUGUCGUGGUUCUGGAGUUUUUUGGCUCUUCUCGGGCUGUAUUUGUUCUCUGGAGGAUGGAGGUUUCUGUAUAUAGCUGCAUGUACCUUCAAGAGAGAUCUGUUCGGUCUGUACGUGCUGCUGCGCAUGAAAUCCUCCUUGAGCCGCCAUCAGCGUGCCCGCAGCACCAUCACAUCUAUAUUCGCCCAGCGGGUGGCGCUCCACCCGGACAAGCCGGCUCUGGUGGAGGAUUCCACGGGUGAGGUGUGGAGCUUCUCGGAGCUGGACCGGCGGUCUAACGCUGUGGCCCGGUGGGCUCUGGCGCAGGGCUGGGCCUCGGGCGAUGUGGUGGCCGUCUUCAUGGAGAGUCGACCGUUCGUGGUGGCCCUGUGGCUCGGACUGGCCAAAGUGGGCGCGGAGGCGGCGUUCAUUAAUUUCAACCUGCGACGUGAUACGCUGAUGCACUGUGUGGGCGUGUCGGGAGCCAAGGGGAUGGUGUUUGGGGCGGAGCUUGUGGAUGCUGUGACGGAGGUGAGGGACUCUCUGAGCGGUCUCUCUCUCUUCUGUUCUGGGACAGCUCCAGCCGGGACAUUAAAGUCUCUCUCUGCUCAAAGUCUGGACGCCCUGCUCGCCGAAUGUCCUGACGGUCCCCCCGCUGUCACACACAACAAGAGCUUCAACGAUAGGUUGUUUUAUAUCUACACCUCUGGAACGACAGGUUUACCUAAAGCUGCCAUAGUGGUUCACAGCAGGUACUACCGCAUUGUUAUGUUUGCGUAUUAUUCGUUUGGACUGCGGCCUGAUGAUGUGCUGUACUGCUGUUUACCGCUCUAUCACUCCGCAGGUAACAUCUUGGGGGUGGGUCAGUGUCUGUUGUUCGGUGUGACGGUGGUGGUCCGCAGGAAGUUUUCUGCCAGCCGUUUCUGGGACGACUGCGUUAGAUACAACUGCACGGUGAUUCAGUACAUCGGUGAAAUCUGUCGAUAUCUUUUAUCUCAGCCGGUUCGUCCAUCCGAGUCCUGUCACCAGGUGCGUGUUGCCAUGGGCAACGGUCUGCGGCUCAAUGUUUGGGAAGCGUUCACAAAACGUUUCAACAUCAAACGCAUCGGGGAGUUUUACGGAGCCACGGAGUGCAACUGCGGCCUCGCCAACCUCGACAACAAGGUGGGGGCGUGUGGCUUCAACAGUGUCAUUCUGCCCAACGUUUAUCCCAUCAGACUGCUGAGAGUCAAUGAAGACAACAUGGAGUUAAUCAGAGACGAACACGGACUCUGUGUUCCAUGCAAACCUGGUGACCCGGGGAUUAUCGUUGGCAGAAUCAAUCCUGACGAUCCGUUACGGCGUUUCGACGGUUACGCUAACCAAGAGGCCACCAAUAAAAAGAUCACACACGAUGUGUUCAGUGAAGGCGACUCUGCUUACGUGUCAGGUGAUCUGAUGGUGAUGGAUGAGUUCGGUUACGUGUAUUUCCGCGACCGGAGCGGAGACACGUUCCGCUGGCGGGGGGAGAACGUCUCGACCACAGAGGUGGAGGGAGUUCUCAGUUCUCUGUUGAAUCAGACGGAUGUGGCCGUGUAUGGAGUCUCUGUACCCGGUGUGGAGGGGAGGGCCGGUAUGGCUGCUAUAGCUCACACCACGGAUGAUUUCCACUGUCAGAGGUUUGUUGGAGAUGUGCAGAAGAGACUUCCUUCUUACGCCCGACCCGUCUUCAUACGGCUCUCACCUGAGGUUUUAAACAGAGUGUUGUGUGUGUGUGUUUGUGUUGAGAUGUUGAGGAUGACGUCACAGAUGUGCUGUAAAUCAGUGGGAACUGAUCUGUCCAUGCUGGAUAUUGAUGAUUUCAUCACAGAAAUCUGUCAGCUGAAGAAAGAGGUGGCGUUACUGGAGGAAAAGCUGAGGACAAGAGGAGAUGAACUCAACACUGAGAUUGUGGUAAAGGUCGAGUCAAACCCCACAGACGCUCAGGACACUGUGUGUGACAGUAAUCACACCUUGAAUCAGGAUGAAUCUACUGAUCAAACCUCCACAGAGUCUCUGGAUUCUGUCUGUAACGCUGGAGAACAGCAGAUCCUGAACACCAGACCACUCAACAUGUGUUCUGUCACACUGAUGGACUGCAGGAAACUGAUGGAGAUGGAAACACAAACCACAGUGAAGGAAGAACAGACUGAUGAAGAUGAGAAUCAUGAUGAUUUUGUUCCUUCAGGUAAACUGUUGAACAGCAAUAACAUGGAGAUAAAAACAGAACCCAAAUCAGAGGAAGAUCAAACUGAUGAAGAUGAUGACUUUAUACCCUCAGAUGAGAGCGGUGAUUCAUGUUGUGAUGGAGAAACGGCCUCUACAUCAAAACAGCGACUGACAGCACAAACUCUUUCCUGCAUCACCUGUGGAAAGACAUUCAGUUCACAGAGACGUUUAGAGACACAUGAGAGAAAACACACAGAACAGAAACUCUUCACCUGCACCAGAUGUGACAUCAGCUUUCCUACCUUACAAGAGAAGAAACUUCAUUCACAAGAGCACAGAGACCAGAAACACUUUCACUGUCAGCAGUGUGGGAAGAAUUGUGUCUCGUCUUCUAGUCUGAACGCUCACAUGAGGACACACACUGGAGAAAAACCUUUCCACUGCAGUCAAUGUGACAAAUAUUUUAGACACAAGUCAAGUCUUACUGCUCAUCAGAGAAUUCACACGGGAGAAAAACCAUACAAGAAGAAACACUUUCACUGUGAGAAGUGUGGGAAGAAUUUUUUUACAACUUCUUCUAAUAUGGGAGCUCACAUGAGGACACACACUGGAGAAAAACCUUUCCACUGCAGUCAAUGUGACAAGAGAUUUUACCAUUCAUCUGAUGCUAAGAAACACAUGCGUUCACACACCGAUGAGAGACCGUAUGAGUGCAGUGAAUGUGGAAAAGCCUUUAGGGAUUCAGGUUGUUUAAAGUCGCACCAAAGAACUCACUCUGAGGAGAAACUCUAUCAGUGUUCACACUGUGAUAAACGCCUCCGUCAUAAAUCUCAUCUGAUAACUCAUGAGAGAAUUCACACUGGAGAGAAACCAUAUGUCUGCUCUCACUGUGGAAAGAGCUUUACUCAGCCACGUCAUUUCAGAGAUCAUCAGAGAAUUCACACUGGAGAGAAACCUCAUCACUGCAGUGUUUGUGGGAAGAGUUUCACUCGACACGACACUUUAGUGAAUCACAAGAGACUUCACACAGGUGAAAGACCUUAUAAAUGUUCUCAGUGUGACAAGACGUUUGCUCGACGAGGUGUCUUAAAAACCCAUGAGAGAGUUCACACUGGAGAGAAACCUUAUCACUGCUCCAUCUGUGGAGAGAGAUUCACUUAUUUAGGAAGUUUUAAUUCUCAUCAGAAGAAACAUGCUGAAGAACAAACUGCACUGGAAUCAUCAUAGUGUUUACUUUAAUGUGCUCUGUGAUGAACUGACCAGUUAUUGCCGCUGAAUGUUGUUGUGUUUGAAAAACAAACUUAUUGUAAUGAUCUACUUCAUGAGGCUUAACAACGCUGUUUAAAUGUUAACAAGAACUUUAAGGUGAAAUAGUAUCUAGGAUUAAGAUGUGCAUGUGAGAGUAGAGCGCCUCUAAAGUCUCAAAAUGUUAUGUUGUAUUUGAAAAUGUUAAAUUUGACACUUUUAUGUUUUAUAUCAUUUUUAAAAACGAUGAUCAAUGCGCUGAUUAAAAAAUAUCUCCAACUAGGAUUACCUUUUGAAUAGGUCUGUUUAAAAUGCUAUGUUUGUCAACUUUUUGUUGUCAAAAAGUUUUUUUGUGUUUGAAAACAAAUUCAUUGUAAUAAAUAACAAAUGUCACCUGGCCUAUUGGCAAUGAUCCACAGACUAAUGUUUAUGAAGGCUGUGUGAGAAACUUUAAUUAAUUCAAAGCAAACAGUGGCUUAUAUUUGCAUAUAUAUGAUUAAAGGUUCUUUUCACAUUAA
Molecule: messenger RNA, 5125 nt
Organism: Triplophysa rosa
Lineage: Eukaryota; Metazoa; Chordata; Actinopteri; Cypriniformes; Nemacheilidae
Exons: 16
Coding region: 9-4589 (1526 amino acids)
Biological process (GO): regulation of transcription by RNA polymerase II
Cellular component (GO): nucleus
Molecular function (GO): RNA polymerase II cis-regulatory region sequence-specific DNA binding; DNA-binding transcription activator activity, RNA polymerase II-specific
Source: RefSeq, a predicted model, not a curated record